This is a messenger RNA of Sordaria macrospora k-hell, 849 nucleotides long. RefSeq lists its product as uncharacterized. The record is from RefSeq and is a predicted model, not a curated record. Lineage: Eukaryota; Fungi; Ascomycota; Sordariomycetes; Sordariales; Sordariaceae. Gene Ontology annotation, molecular function: protein binding.
AUGCACCUCGCCAGCGAGAUAAGCCAAAUGGCGCUCUUGGCUUCUGGAAACACUCCAGUGCCCGCAAUAGAGCAGUUCGGGGCAUCCUCAAGGGGUUGGGAUGACAUGGACACAGGAGGGUUGAACAAUACCUUUACUGGUCUCAGUCCCGGCACGCAUACACUUGUGAGAUCCAAUGAGAACCGGGGAGAAUUCAACACAGGUGUUCAAGAGACUGGACACCAUGUGCAGCUGACCGACUUACCAAACGAAGUUUUGUACGAGAUUCUGAGCCAUCUAGACGUCUGCGAUUUGUUUUCAGCUUCCAAAACCUCCCACCACCUCCGCACCCUCUCCACCUCUCCAACCCUCCACACCCUCCGCCUCCGCCGCGCCCGCCUCCUCCUCCCCCUCUCCCUCACCUCCCCCUCCCGCCCUUCCCUCACCGACCUCAUCCGGCGCUCCAUCUUCCUCACCAACACCGCCCUCAUCUCCCGCAAGCUCGCUCGCAAGUUAGCCUCCAUCCACCUCGCCCGCCGCCUCGCCGCCCGUCCCUCAGCCGAGCAGCUGGUUGAGCGCUGUGUUUUGCCUGCUGAGUGCGUUCCUCAUUCUUCUCGGACUGGGACUUCUGGGACCAGAAAGAAAGUGGUCGUGGUAGCGCCGGCGUUGGUGGCGAAGAAGAGAGCGGUGGAGAGAGAGAGGGUGAAGGAUGGGCUGAGGGGGUGGAUUGGGGAGGUCUGGAUGGGGAGAGUUAAGGAGAGGGAAGGGAAGGUGAGGAAGGAAGAGGAGGAGAGGGGGGUCGGGAGGGUUUGGAGGUUGAGGAAGUUUUGGGAGGGGGUUAGUGCUGGUGGUGGGAAGGGGAGGGUGUAG